Tetrahymena thermophila SB210 is the source of this 5733-nucleotide messenger RNA. Its product is annotated as kelch motif protein. The transcript has 4 exons. The record is from RefSeq and is a predicted model, not a curated record. Lineage: Eukaryota; Ciliophora; Oligohymenophorea; Hymenostomatida; Tetrahymenidae. Gene Ontology annotation, molecular function: protein binding.
AUGGGAAGCUGUUCAAGCAUAAAUAGUGUUUAGCCUAAAUAAGAAGUAAUAGUUAGAAGAGUCAAGGUUAAUCCGGUUAAGAUGAAACAGAGAGAAGAUUUGAAAAAGUAGAAAUUAUCAAAAGAUAGACUCUAUUUAGGAGAAGAUAGGACUGUUGAGGUUUAAUUAGAUUAAUUUCUAAUCUAAUCUCAUUUAAUGUAGUCUUUACAAAGGCAAACUUCUACUUAUUUAGGAACUUACAUUUUUAAUUCAAGAACUUAAAAAGCUUUCUAGCCUAUGCUAAAGAAUUUAGUUCUUGAUUAUUAAGAGUAAUUUCCUAAGUGGCUCCUUUAUGAUGAAUAGUUUCGUAAUGAUCAAUUGCAAGAGUUUUUAUAAAAAUGCUAAGAAACAGCUAAAUUACAAACUUAAGAUGAGCAGUUUUAAAAAGAUAAAAAUGAGAGCGAAGAAGAUGAUGAUGAAGAUGAAGACGAUGAUGACCAAAGUGACGAUCAAAGUGAUGAUUAAUCAUAAAAUGAAUCAAUGAAAUAAUCUGCUAGCUAAAUCAACAAUAGAAAAAAUAGUAAACCAAAUAUUGUAAGGAAGAGUAGAGAAUUAGAUAAGAUAAGUUAAGGUGAAAAUGAUGGCAAGUAGGAAGAUGGAAAAUUAUUGUCAUCAAAUAAUUCUUAAAGCUAAAUAAGAGGAAGUAGUAAUAAUAAUGGCCAAAGUAGGAGAGUAAGCGGCUAGUCUAAUAAAAAUAACUAAUUAUUUACUAAGACCAAAUCUUUUGUAGAAGAAAAAAGCCAGAUCUCUAAAAAGAGUGCUGUACAAGAUAGUGAUAAAGAGAGCGAUUAGGACAGCGAAGAUGAGCGUAAUAAAACUAAUAUGCAUAAAGUGUAAGAAAUAUCAGGAAUGAGAAGGCCAUCGAAUCAUAAAAAUACUUAACUAUUAUAAAAGCAUGUAUUUGAUGAGGAGAACUUAUUAAGAAGUUCUAAUUCUGGCUAAGCAACAGGUAAAAAGAGAUAAAGCAAUGAAGCUCAUACAAUGCUUUAAAUAGAAAGUAAAAGUCAAAUUGAUUCAAAACCCCCAACAAGCAGACAAAAUCGUCCAAGCAAUGCUAAUAAUACUUAUGUUAUUAAACAAUAUAAUAUUGUAAAAAACGAAUGGAUUCACUCAGCUAUCUGCAAAACAGAGAUUAAGACUCCUUAGAACUUAUUAGAGUUUAAAAGGAGGUACUUUUAUGAAUUUGAUAAAAUGUCUGCCUUUCUAUCUUACUUGCUUGCUUUAAAGCGUUAAAAUUUUUCAAAUUUGCUUACCUUUUCAUACAUAUAGAUAGGUGAGACUCAAUAUAACGGAGGAAUGUUUAAGUCUAGAAAAUAAAAUUUAUAAGCUUUAGCUGCUAAUGAUGCAAAAGGUAAAUAGGGAGAUAUGCACUAAAGUGUUAAAAGAAGGUAAUCACUGCUUAACAAAUAAGAUCCAGAUGACGAAGAAGAUAGCAAAUUAAUUAUGUAUAUCGAUAGAAUUUUUCCUGAAUGUGGCAAAACAUUAGAUGAACAUAUUCACUCAGUAGCUCCCGGAGAAGAUUUAAUUAAAAUUUGUGCCAGGGCCUUCCAAGUAUUUGACACAAUUGCCAAUACACUUUGUAAAAUGCAUAGAGCUGGUUUUUCAUAUAGAGUUCUAAAGCCAUCUAUGGUGAGAAUAUUUGUGUCAAACCGAUAAACUCACGUUUAUUUAGAUAGUCCUGAUUUCAUUUGGAAUGAAUAGGAAAGCAAAUACUUGCAAAGAAGAAUAUUAAAUGAAAUAGACUAUAUGUAUUAUGAUUGUAAGUGCUUAAGUGCUUUGAUGGUUUAUUAUUUCUAAACAGUCUUAGAACUUAGAAAUAGGAGGAGAGACUCUAAUCGUCCAAAUAUGAAUGCUGCAAAUUAGCAUAACAAUAACAAUGGUUCUUUAAGUAAUGCUAAUUCUAUGAUUGAAUUUAUUGGUAACAUAAAAUCCCCAAGAAAUAAUUAGGAAUCAAUGACUUCAAUACAAUAAAUUACAAAUGUUUAUAAUUUUACAGAAUUAGUUGCUUUAGAGGACUAAAAUGAAUUAGAUUAAAUAUUAGAAAAAAUAAAAUUACCAUAAAUUGCAUAAGAAGCCUUACAGUAAUUAGUUAUAGCAGAUUUCCAUGCAUAAAAGCCCAUAGAAGAAUUUACAGUUAGACUUUAAGGUGUAUUAGAAAAAGGGCCACAAACUGCUUUUAAACAUGAUUCAUUAAGUGCUUUUCUCUCAUACCAUGGAGACAGAACGUUAAAAAAUGAUAAUUAGCAUGUUUAUUUCCGCCGUAAAAACUAAAUUCACUUCUAUGAAUUCGAAAGCAAAACUUUUAAAGUCAUAAAGCUGAUUCGUAAAAAGGCAAAAUUCCCUGUUAAGACACAUUUAACAUUUUCUAAAUAUGACAACUGCUUCUACUUUUUCGCUGCAUCAAACUCAAAUAAAAUUGUCAAAAUUCCUUUAAAUAUAAACACUACAGAGCGUCAUAUAAUCAACUAAAAGUCAGAAGUUAUUUUUUUCAAGUCAAUUAAAAAUAUGGAAAUAGAGGAUCCACAAAUUUUAACAGUUGUACCUGAUGAUUACACUUUCAGACUAUUCGUAUUUAAUGGUAAAAAAACUACUGAUCCUGAGACAAAUGACAAUUAUUACAAUUCUUACAUUGUUCAAGUCUAGUAUAAAUAGGAAUAAUUCGGAUCUGAUGAUUGGAAUGAAUAAAUUAGAAUUUAUGAAGGACCACGAAAUUAUCUUUGGCGUAGGAAAGCAUUUCAUUUUUAUGAUCCUCACAAUAAAUUUAUUUACUGCAUCCUAGAUUCAUUAAAUAUUUUUGAAAGAGGAAUUCGUUAUUCUUAUUUUGACACCUCUAUUGAAAAAGGUGACUUUAAAGAUGGAAAUCUUAGGUUUGCUUGCAGUACAGAAGAUAUUUUUAAUUAGUUUUGCGAUCUUAAUAUGAAUUUAUCUUAGUUUGAAUUUUGUGUAGAAGUCUAACACGGAGUAUUUUUGUUGUCUGCUUCAAAAAAUAUUUAUAUUUUAGAUUUUAAUUACAAGUGUUUUUAUUCUUUUAGCACUUUAAAAUAACUUUUAAAUUUUGAUAAGAAUCAUGAGAAAUAUCCUCAUAGACAUCAAUAUGCUUAUGAAAUUCUAAAUCAACCAUUUGAAGUAAAGUUUAAUAAUGCACUCAAUUUAGGUAAGAAUGUAGUCUUUCAAGAAGGGAUGCUUCAUAUAUUAGGUAGAAAGGAAGUUGAAACUGUUAUAUGCUCGUACGAGCUUCUUCCAACUUAAGGUGUUAUGAUUCUAAAAAAAUGUGUUUCUUUACAUUCUUUUGAUGAUAUUCUAUUAAAAUCUCCUAAGCAGCUUUAUGAUAUUUGGACUUUUUAAGAAUUUAAAAGAAUUGUUUAUGAGAAAGCAGCUGGAGUAGGAGAGGAUAAGAAUGAUACUGGAUUAAAGCAAAUGAAAACAUUGAUUAACAUUAAAACUAUUUAGAAUGAAGGAGGAACUGGAUAGCAUAGCAAAAUAAGUGGUAGCGUUUUAAGCCCAACACCAUAAGCUUAAAAAAGUGUUACUAUUUAAAAAUUAAAAGCAGAUGUUGGAGGAAAUGAAAAAUUAAGUCAUUUUGCUACAAACAAGCAAAAUACUUUAUUUGCUCCAUCACCUUAAAUAUUUGUUAAUAAAAAUGGCAAUAUUGGAAGUAACAAUAACUUCUUACUUGCUGGCAAUAAUACUCCUUAAUUAGAUUAUAAGAUAUUAACGCCAAUGGCAGGUUCUAAUCGCUCAAACAAUACAAAUGCUGCCUUGUUAAAUGAUUAAAAAAACUAGUUAUCUAAGCAGGAUGAAAUAAGUAUGAACCAAUUUAUGGCAAAACUUAACUAUCUUAAAUAAGUUCCAUCUAAUUUUGAUGGAACAGUAGAACAGGAUGGAGAUUAUUAACAAAAUUAGUUUAAAAUAAUUUCAUUAUAUUAACAAACUGGAGAGUAUUAACUUUAUCGUAUAUUACAUUAAUCAUAGCUUUAUAAUUUGCGUAAAAUUGGUAUUGGAAGUAUCUCUGAGUAUGAGUAAUUUGUCUAAUUACUUGAGCUUAAUGCGCAAAGCAAGUACCUAAUUUAAAUCAAGCAGUGUUUCCUCAUGUAAGAUGAUAACACUGGAGCUCUUUUUGUCAACAUUAUCGAGGAAGAUAGCGAAUGGAGUCUUCUUGAUGAGCUUAAUAAGCGCAUAAAAGAGUAAAAUUAUUUUAAAAGCUAAGAGCUUGGUACAAUUUUAAAAGCCAUUUUCAAGGCUGUUAUUUCUUUAUAAACAAUUGAGUUAGUCCAUGGAAAUGUAUCACCUCGCCUUAUUUAUUUCACAGGUAAAGGUUAUAUUAGACUCGCUGGGUGGUAUUUAGAAAAUAGAGAAACUUUUCAAAAUGAUUUUAUAGAUGCAUGUACACUAAUAUAUCAAUUAGCAACUCUUGAAUAUGACGAGAAUUUAACAUUGACAUCAAGCUACAUCUAAGAAAAUUAAGAUAAACUUAAAAUGUACCCAGGUCUUUCUUCAUUUUUGAUAAACAAUAUGCUCAUCUUACAAGAUGGAGAUAAUUUAAAAUUAGAUUAAAUUAGUGAAGAUAUUAAAGAAAUAUAUUAGAGUUUACAAGUAAGUUACAUAAAAAAUAACAAGGACACUCUCUCGAGUGAUAAUAAACGUAUUUUUUGGAUAGGAUAUAAUACUAAUUACUUAAUAUCUUGCCAUUAUGAAGAACUUACCUUUUGUAAAAAUGAUGUUGUUUAUCUAAAUAAUACAUAAUAUAAAUUUUCUAAGCAUAACAUGUUUACUUUCGAUCAUGAAAGAAUGAUCUACAUGACUGGUUCUUAAAAGGAAGACUUUAAAACUUAACAACAACCAUUUUAUUGUAUGGAUUUUUCCUUUUAACAUUAGGCUAAAAUUAAAUUAAGAUAGUUAAAAGAUAUUCCUAACUCUAUUUUAUAACCCUCAUUAUACUACUGUAAUGAUUUUGUUUACUGUAUUGGAGGUUACUAAAUUUAAUUUGAUGGUUCAAAGAGCAUUUCAAAAAAAGCGUAUAGAUAUUCUAUCAAAACGGAAGACUGGGAGUAAAUUUGUGAUAUGCCAAUAGGUGUUGUCAGUGGCACUGUAUUAUCUGGAAAAGACUAUGCUUUCUUAUAUGUAUUUGGUGGUGUAUCUGAGGAAUUAGAACUUAGAGGAAGAGAACUAAAUUACUUAGUCUAUGACAUUGAGUAUGAUGAGUGGGCAUUGAAAGUUGAUCUGUCAAUAAAAAGUCCUUUUAUUAAUAAUAGAUAUGUAAAACCUUGUAUUGAUCAUAUAGGCAACAAUAUUUUUGUUUCACUUUAUCGCUAAAAAGACUGCAUUUAUGUUCAGUUCUUUGAAUUAAUAAAGGGAGGAAUAAAUAUUAAGUUUAAAAUUGAAGACGAAAGAGAUGAGUUAAUAAAAGAAUAAGAAGAAGAAAUAGAUAUAUUCAAUGACAUCAAAUAUUAAGAUUAUUUUAAAACAUAUUAAGACGAUUUAUCUUUUAUCUUUGUUAGGGAUACAAUAUAUUUCCUCGAUGAAUUUAACAAUGCCCUUAUAACAUUAAAUUUUGCUAACUUUAAUAAUAUAAAAUACGAUAGAACCCCUUGUAGUAUCAUAGCAAAUGAAAAAGAAAAUAAAACAGGAUUAGAUAAACAAAUUACCAUAGAUCGCAAUACAUCAAUCGACAGUUUUUACUUUAAUGGAUACUGA